AAGUAAAGAAGAGAAACGUCCUCCAACCAGCUUUUUGUCACAACACUUUGCAAAACUUUACAAUUCCAGAAACUUCUCCACCUCUCCUGCAGAUGUUCAGCUAGAAAUCAGUUCAGAAGACUCAGAGUCAAGUUCAAGUUCAUUUUACUCUGAAUUUGGAAUCAGUUCAGAAAGUUACUCCAGUUUACAGCAGACUCUUUACUGGGCUGGACCAGACAGAUCAAUCACAAAUGUGUCUAUGAGUACAAGUCCAGAUCACUCCACUUUCAUCAUUCAGAACCUGAAAGACAGCUACCAAAUAGGGGAGGAGCUUUUUGUUACUAUCCAUGCCAGGGACUUUAACAAUAAAUCUAAACGAUAUGGAGGGGAUUUCUUUCAAGCAAAGCUUUUCUCAUCCAAAAGUCCCAAAAAGGUAUCUCUUACAUGUCUGCUGUAUCAGUGAUGUUUACUGAGUUCUUAUCUUUAGCUGAUUUUCCUGGACAUUAAUUUGAGAAUGAGAAAUGUUUUUCUGUCACAGGCCAGUGUGUUUGGGGAGGUGGUGGAUUUGCUCAACGGUUCCUACUCUGUGCGUUUUCUCCUGCCGUGGGUUGGAGAGGCACAGGUGGCUGUGCGUCUGAUCCACUCCUGUGAAGCCGUGCAGGUCCUCAAGCAUCACAGAGACACUGACUCUGACAGAGUUUUCUUUAAUGGAUAUUUUGAAGGACCAGGACCAAAUGGGACCAGGCUGACAGAAACAGUGAAGUGUAAUGUGAAGUGGGACAAGAAUGGACUGGAGAGGAUGGGGACUGGAGAUUGUUGCUGUGAUUACAAAGAUUCUCACAGUGGAGAAGAAUGGCGCUGUCAGAGACCCAAAUCCUUGCCAUGCAGUGCUCGCGUAUAUCACUCUAUGGGCGGGUAUAACAAAUGUCUGACUGCGAAAGAAGCAAUGUUUAUGAGGCAAACCAACAAAGGCAUCAAUGGACAAAGAACAUCAAUCAAGAUUUUUCCUUUCAAUGGAACAGUGAGAAUUGAUGUAACACAGAAAUGUCGUCCUGGUUUGCACACACCAGUUCCAGCUGGGUUUUACCUGAAUGAUGUUUGGACGUCUUUUGUGUGUAGCACCCGUCCUUUUACUACCCAAACAACAACACAGUGUUUAAAAGACAAACACAUCUACAUGAUGGGAGACUCGACCAUGAGACAGUGGUUUGAGUUCUUGCUGAAAAGGGUACCAACCUUGAAGCAGAUGAACCUGCAUGUUGAAUAUCAUGCAGGGCCUCUUAUAGCAGUGGAUGUGGAUAACAACAUUGACUUACACUGGAGGUCUCAUGGGCUUCCUCUGCGCUCUCGGAAAACUGAAGUUUCUAAUCUGCACUACGUCAGUAAUGAGAUUGAUGAACUGACUGGAGGAUCUCACACAGUUAUUGUCUUUAAUCUGGGACCACACUUCACAACAUUUCCUCUGGAUUUCUUCACCCACAGAGUGUUGAGGAUCCGCAAAGCAGUGCUAGAUUUGUUACAACGGGCACCAGACACUACCGUUAUAAUCAAGACCGUAAACACCGGCUAUAAGGAUGUGUUCGGCAGUGACUGGUUUUCUUUGCAGUUAGACAGAAUCCUACGGUGGGCUUUUCAGGAUGUCAGUGUUUAUAUUUUGGAUGUUUGGCAAAUGACAGCCUGUCACUACAACAAAGAGAACAUUCAUCCAGCUCCUGUCAUCAUAAAAAAUGAAAUGGACAUAUUUCUUUCUUUUAUUUGCCCUGAAUGAUUUUGUCAGGAGGUAAAAGCAACAUAUUUUUUUUCAUUUAGAUUCAAUUUGUAAAACAUGGUAAUAUACUAUAGGGUUUUUUUUACAAUAUAAGAAAUCAUGGCAGAAACUGCUGAGGGUUGGCAAAUAAAUUAUGUACUGUAGAACAAAAUCUGACACAAAGGAACUAAAAAAGCGUUUCUUUUCAUUAGUUGAACACUUGCUCAUUGCUGUUACUUUACAGGUUAAUUUAUAUAACUCAAUAUGUACAUCACAUAACAACCCUUACUACACAGUAAA
This is a messenger RNA of Misgurnus anguillicaudatus (oriental weatherfish), 2026 nucleotides long. The record is from RefSeq and is a predicted model, not a curated record. NCBI's taxonomy places the organism in Eukaryota, Metazoa, Chordata, Actinopteri, Cypriniformes, Cobitidae.